CUCAAUUAUACUUCAAAUAAAACUUUUCCUCGCCCAUAUAGGACCGAGACCUCCAUAAUAAGAGAAACAAUGCCAUCCAUCGCCGAUCAAUCAAUCCUCAUCAUCGGUGGUUCAUCCGGUAUCGGCCUCGGGGUUGCCCACCUCGCUCUCGCCCAAAAAUCUCGUGUGUUUAUAUCCUCAUCUAAUCAAAGUCGUAUUUCCGGUGCAAUUGAAUCCCUCCGCAAACUAUACCCCGAUGGUGCUAUCGAGGGCUUUCCGUGCGAUCUCAAAUCUGCCGACGUCGAGUCCAACCUCGAGAAAUUAUUAAUUGAAGUCAUUACCGCGAACAACGGAGAGCUUCUCAACCAUGUUGUUUUCACGGCAGCUGAUUCACUUCCCAUAAAGCCUCUCUCAGAGGUAGACCUCUAUUUCAUUCGUUCAGCUGGACAAAUCCGGUUCAUGGCCCCUUUGCUGCUUGGGAAACUUGCUCCUCGAUUCAUAAAGCCAAGUUACGAGUCCAGUAUCACGCUUACUAGUGGUACAGUAGCUAGAAAGCCAGUUCUUCAAUGGCCUGUCAUCUCGGGGUAUAUGUCUGGUUUGGAGGGUGUUACUAAAAGCCUUGCUCUCGAAUUGAAGCCGAUUCGGGUAAACUUAGUUAUGCCUGGAGCCGUGGAUACCGAGCUUUGGGGAAAGGGGGAGACGCGGAGAGCUACGGUUGAAAUGAUGAAAAGUAUGACGUUUCAGGGUAGAGUUGCAUUAGCUGACGAGAUUGCGGAAGCAUAUAUCUAUAUUAUGAGAGAUACAAACGUGAAUGGGGCUACCUUGAACACUGACGGCGGAGAGGCUUUGCAUUAAAUGGGGUUAAUGGCAUUCGAGGUCCUUUUUCGUCUAUAUCUAGUCAUUCAUGAGCAAUAUGAAUUUUCAAACGGCCCUGAACAAUAAAAACGCCUUUUUCGGGUACCGCGUUUCUCAUUAUAAAGAUUGUAUCCAGCGAAGUUCGGAGCGACAAUGUUUAUGACCAUGAAUCUAGACAGUAAUCGAAAUAGCAGUUGCAUGCUUCUAUGGC
Molecule: messenger RNA, 1045 nt
Organism: Talaromyces proteolyticus
Lineage: Eukaryota; Fungi; Ascomycota; Eurotiomycetes; Eurotiales; Trichocomaceae
Product: short-chain dehydrogenase
Exons: 1
Coding region: 70-834 (254 amino acids)
Molecular function (GO): oxidoreductase activity
Source: RefSeq, a predicted model, not a curated record